This is a messenger RNA of Hibiscus syriacus, 977 nucleotides long. Its product is annotated as peptidyl-tRNA hydrolase 2, mitochondrial-like. The record is from RefSeq and is a predicted model, not a curated record. Gene Ontology annotation, cellular component: cytosol; mitochondrion. Gene Ontology annotation, molecular function: peptidyl-tRNA hydrolase activity. The coding region runs from base 185 to 724 and encodes 179 amino acids. Lineage: Eukaryota; Viridiplantae; Streptophyta; Magnoliopsida; Malvales; Malvaceae. The transcript is spliced from 8 exons.
UUUUCUCCCCAUUGAUCGGUCGCUCGCAGUCAUUCCCCCGCCCCCGCCCCCGCCCCCCUUUUAACCCUUGCUUUGUACCCAAACGCAAACCCCAAAGAAACCCAAAAGUAAAAAACUUCAAGAUCCAACUCUGACCCACAGCUUCUAAUCGGGAAAAGGGGGGAUUCUUCAUUGGUUCUUUAAAAUGGUGGAUUUGUCAUGGUUGAGUGCCAUCCUAGUUGGGGCUGGCUGCCUUGCCUUGGGGUAUUGCGUUGGUAAGUGCCAUCCUACUUAUUUAUUUCUCUCAUCAAGAGGAAGUAAGGAUACUACAAUCUCUAAAGCAAAUAAGAAGAUCAAAGAACCAUUGGAAAUCGAAAAGUUGGCUGACAUUCUAGAGGAUUUUAAAAUGGUCCUGGUUGUAAGAAAUGAUCUUAAGAUGGGUAAAGGGAAAAUUGCUGCCCAGUGCAGUCAUGCAACUUUGGGUCUUUACAAAAAACUCCUACACCGAGCACCAAAAGCUUUGAACAGGUGGGAGAUGUGUGCUCAGCCAAAGGUGGUUGUGAAAAUUGAUAGUGAGGAAGAUAUGCUAGUUUUGCAAGAGAGGGCAAAAUCACUAAAUAUACCGACGCAUAUCACCAUUGAUGCAGGGAGAACACAGAUUGCACCAAAUUCGAGGACAGUGAUGGCUAUUCUUGGACCUAUUGAAAUGGUGGAUGAUGUAACCGGUGGACUGAAGCUAUUGUAACGGUUUCGCCCGAAAGGUCUCGGAUGGAAGAACUUUGAGGAGCAUCUAAUUUACAUGGUUAUGAUUAUUUUGUUUAAAGAUGUUUCUUAAGUGAAAGAUCCAUUGUAUACUUGAUUCUUAGAAACUUUGGUUUCAGUUUUGUGAUGAUGGCGAAGAGUUGGUGUUAUGGAGACAAUUGGGGAAUUGUUUCAUAACGUUUUAGAUGUUUAGCUUUGGGGUUUUUAUUACUCUAAUAUUGAAUUUGCAUUGCUUC